Molecule: messenger RNA, 1129 nt
Organism: Filobasidium floriforme
Lineage: Eukaryota; Fungi; Basidiomycota; Tremellomycetes; Filobasidiales; Filobasidiaceae
Exons: 5
Coding region: 151-717 (188 amino acids)
Biological process (GO): late endosome to vacuole transport via multivesicular body sorting pathway; protein targeting to vacuole
Cellular component (GO): Vps55/Vps68 complex; fungal-type vacuole membrane
Source: RefSeq, a predicted model, not a curated record
GCCGUGACCUCGUCCGGGGAUGACGAACCCAACCUUGGGCCCUUUGAAUGACCAUACAUGCUCGCAUAUGCUCGGAUCUGUGAGAUUGCGAGAUCGAAUCGCCGUAACAGGCUGAUACCAUCCGCCCUCACCCUAUAGACUCACCUCACCAUGUCAUCCGGACUCCCUCGAUCGUCCUACGACCCCCGUCGCAUCUUCCUCUUCAACCUACCCAAGCUCAACCUCGGCGGCAAGGGAAGAGAGAUCGGUACCUAUCUCGCCGGAGGUCUCUUCGCAGCAUCGUUCUUCCUCUUGAUCGACGCUUCUACCAUCUCGUCACACGCCAAACCACCCCCCGACGCUCCUUAUGAUACCGUCCCAGUGCACAUCUCGUUUACGGACUGGAUCCCUGCCAUCUUCAGUACCCUGGGCUACCUGACGAUCUCUAUCCUGGACAAGACUCAUCUCACCUCGAACUCUUCGGAUUCGUUCGGAUCAGAGGGAUCCAUUGCCUCGCGAGCUAGGGCGGUACUUUUCAUCGGGGUGGCCUUGUUGGCAGGGGGGUUCGCUGGAAGUCUGACGGUCUUGAUCCUAAAAUACCUCGUACCGGGGUAUAACGCCUAUGCCUAUUACGGAGCCGCCAACGUUGGAAUGAACGGUGGACUCAUGCUCAGCUCGUUGAUACUCUGGAUCGCACAGAGCAGUUCGGAUGAGUACGAGUAUCAGUUGACCGUCUAGGAAGCUAGUCUCGCAAGGCCCGUCCUCGUCUUCGUCCGCGUAUCCUAGCUCUCUGCUAGCACAUCCUGCUGCGGUUCGCGUCAGAACGGAUGGACGGAUAUCAAUAAUUCACUUAGGGCUGGAUCGCAGAGAACCGUUGAGAGACGCUCGUUGUAUAUGUACAAGGUAUGAUAGAUGACGCGAGAGAUAUCAAGGCAUGCGAUACCCUACACAAUAUUCGAAAAUAGGAUGCAUCGCUGUGAGAUCCGGUGCAAAGACGAAAGAGGGACUAUGUCGACGGGUAUCUGCUAGAGUGUGCGGAAAAUGACUGGACGACCUGCAUUCAGGACUUGAACAUCAAUUCUCUCAUCAUACCAGAUAUACCUUCGGUUGUUGAUCUCACGAUGAACGAUGUUAUAUUUUGUAAUUUGGG